AUGCUGCUCCCCCUCUGGCCCUGCGACACAGAUGAGUUCUCUACACUCGCUAGAGUGGACGGCUCCAAGUACAUUCGACCCGUCGAGGAGCGCCAGUAUCUCAUCGUUUAUUACGUGCCCUUCGACGACUGCGGGGACAAGGGAACACAAGGUGACACUAACAGCAAACUCCCUCGGGCCGAUUCGCUAACGAUCCCUACUUUCAUAGCGUCAGAGACGAAGAGGAUCCCAAGGUCUGCAUUUCGGGUGUGCGCUCGCCUAGUCUCCCGUGAGGACUUCCUCGGAACCGACGUUCGUCUGCCGAGCGAAGGUUUAGCAAUCACAGGCCCUAUGGCCGAAGCUAUGGCAGCUCUUCCUCCCGCUUCGAUCCGUGAGCAGCACCCUGGCGACGUUGUCAUUGGGGUGUGCUCCGGGAAAGAGAAGGAAGUCGAGUUCCUUCCGGAGGGUCUUGUCUCCAUUGGUCUCGCCAUGGCGAUAGAGGAAAAUCGACCGCCUCGGCCGCCGUUGCCCCUGCAUGAAGAGGGGAUGAUGGACGAGGUUAGCCCAACUUACACGCUCACGCCCAUCGGACGCGCGGCGGUCGAGAUGGCUUGGCUAGGUUGCCUUGCAAUCACGUUCUUGGACGUUCCUUCCCCUCAGGCUGUGACAACUUGA
This is a messenger RNA of Dichomitus squalens LYAD-421 SS1, 654 nucleotides long. RefSeq lists its product as uncharacterized. The record is from RefSeq and is a predicted model, not a curated record. The transcript has a single exon. Bases 1 to 654 code for a protein of 217 amino acids. NCBI's taxonomy places the organism in Eukaryota, Fungi, Basidiomycota, Agaricomycetes, Polyporales, Polyporaceae.